This is a messenger RNA of Melozone crissalis (California towhee), 3202 nucleotides long. It is a transcript of the gene TCFL5, whose product is annotated as transcription factor like 5. The record is from RefSeq and is a predicted model, not a curated record. The transcript has 6 exons. Lineage: Eukaryota; Metazoa; Chordata; Aves; Passeriformes; Passerellidae. Gene Ontology annotation, molecular function: protein dimerization activity; DNA-binding transcription factor activity, RNA polymerase II-specific; RNA polymerase II cis-regulatory region sequence-specific DNA binding. The coding region runs from base 132 to 1709 and encodes 525 amino acids. Gene Ontology annotation, biological process: regulation of DNA-templated transcription; spermatogenesis. Gene Ontology annotation, cellular component: nucleus.
CUCGCCAAUCAGUGUUAAGUGCAAUUUUUUCUGCCUUUGGGUUUUUUUAAUGGAUAGUACUGACAAUUGUUGAAGGUUUUAUGGUUUUCUGUUGAAAGGGACAUUGGUAACUGAUUAGGUUUGCUGUAGCCAUGUCAGGAUCAGCCCCCGAGGAGCCUCAGACCAUUCCUCAGAGCCCAGCUAGUGUUCCUGACCCCGCUCCCGUUGCUGUCGGACCUGGAGGCUCAAGUGACAGUUCCUUUGGUGAGCAAAACCUUGGCUUCGCCACCCCCGAGGCCAGCCUGGUGGAGAUGAUGGACAUUGAGUACACCCAGCUGCAGCACAUACUUUGCUCGCACACGGAGGCGCAGAGUAGCGAAGGUGAAGUGGAAGCCAGGCUCAGCGCUUUCUCCUCGCCUGGCCCCUCUGCAGACCCCCCUCUGCAGCAGCCCUCCCCCAGCACCAGUCAGGACGGGGGCUCAUCCAACAGCUCUGGGAACCAGUCGGUCUGCCCAGUGACCUGUCAGUCAGGGUUGCCUUGUGACAGCUACUGGCCGAGUUCUAACCCGCACCUGGGCUACGCUGACCUCCAGGAGCUCAGGAUGAUGUUACUUAGCGAGUCCAACCUCCCUGGGAACCAGAGAGAGAAAGCGCCCAACAGUAGUAGCUCUGUAGAAGCCUCGGGAUGCAGUGUAGCAAAAGCUAAACAGGGUGAAAAUUUCUUGGGGGAGAAUAAGGAAAACAUAUUUGUUGAAAAUUCGGCACUGGCACCAGAGGUUAGAUCUAAACCUGCAGUCAGAGCUCGGUUGGAAGACAGAUUCAACAGCAGCCCGACAGAAAACCCCAGAUGUCAAGAACCCCAAGAAUCUGGAGUAACUCUUAACAAUUUAGUGACAUUGAUCCGCCAGCCCUCAGAAGUGGUGGGUGUUCCUCUUCACCAGCAAGGGAACAGGUGUGCUGCACUAGGGAAAAAUAAGGCUGCACCUGCCACACAUUCCUUACCAUUCACUUACCCGUUCUUUACCAUGAAUGCAUGUUCUGCUGCUGGAAGUGCUAACCCUUCCCAAGCACAGACCUGUGGAACAUCUUGCACUAUUUUGGAAGCUGCCAAACAUCAAGACCUUGGGAUACCCAAAACAUUCCCUUUUCUCUAUCAGGAAGUUGAAUCCACGAAACAGACAGUAGGUGCUAUAAAUAAAGCUUUGCCUGAGGAAGUUUGGAUUAAAGUUGGAGACACCUUAUGCAAGCAAGCCAUAAACAGAAGUUGCAGCCGAAUAAAUCUGUUGGAUGCAAGCAUGGAUCGCAAACCUCUCGGUGAGAUUCGGAACGCCCGGGACAACAACCAGAGCACUGCAGCUGCCCAGGGCCCCUGGCAGUCAGCACAGCCCAGCUCCAGUGUGCAGGUGCAGAGUGGUUCCCAGGAUGGAAGUGCUCAGAGGAGGGAGAGGCACAACCGCCUGGAGAGAGACAGGAGGCGCAGGAUCCGGGUUUGUUGUGAUGAGCUCAAUCUCCUCGUUCCCUUCUGCACCAUCGACACUGACAAGGCAACAACUUUGCAGUGGACAACUGCAUUCCUCAAGUACAUUCAGGAAAGGCACGGCGACUCCCUGAAGCAGGAAUUUGAGACUGUGUUCUGUGGUAAAACAGGCAGGAGACUAAAAAUUGGAAGACCAGACUCGUGUGUAAUGUGUCCAGCACAGGAAAACCGCACAGCUAUGGAGACCAAAUAGCCUGAGCUGCCCACCCUGAAUUGUGUGACAGUAGUGCAAACUGUGUUUCAUUCUUUCCAUUUACAUGCUGAAUAGGAAUUUGAAAGUGUAACUUGUAAAUAUAUAUAAAUAGAAUUUAAAGGAAACGUUCUCUAUUGCAAAUGGAAAUGGAAGGUAACUACCAGCAAUGGGAAUCUGCCCUGUUCAAGGGGCUUUGGGACCAGAAGCUACAAGAAAAUGUCAUAACUUAAUUAUUUUAACCCUUUAGUUAUACAAAAUUUGCUUGUCAUCCUGCUUUGGGGUCUCAUUUAAUUUUUUGCUUUUAUUUUAUUUUUCAAAGAUGAUGCAGUACAGAUUGGAAGAGUUGUAGAACUUCUAUCUUCCUGUUAUUUUAAUGGCUAGAUGUAAAACUCAUUCUUCCAGUGUAUAAAGAAACUGAAGUUACCAUAUUAUAAUGCCCAUUUUUCCAUUUAAAAUGUAAAUAUUGUAUUGGUUAUUUGAACAAGUGCAUAGUUUCUAAACUGUAUGUAUUAUGAAUUUUGCAUUUGCAUACAUAUUUAACAUAAUUAGCUCCAAAGAGUAGUGCAAUGGUGUUGGCAUUUUUAAAUUCAGUCCUAUUUUUAAUGUCUGCCACACAACUGUCCAGUAGGUUCUUGUGUUGUUACUUUAGACCAAAAGUGGAAUAUUUUACACAGUAGAUAUUUAAAUGCACAAACUAUUUUUAUAUUUAAAGAGAAAUAUGAUGCUUCAUUCAUAGGCUUUGGCAUAUAGGACAGAAAUAGAACUGUGUGUGAGCUGAGAGUGGCUUUAUUAAUUUUUUUAAAUAGAUGAUGCUAGCAAGUUUUAAAGUAUAAAAAGUUCUACCAAAAUUAAUACUGGUUUAAAUCACGGAUAAGAACAAUUUUGCAGCAAUUUAUGUCCAAACAAUACUAGUAAAACCUAGCUCUGGAAAAUGGAGUUUAGCCAAGUUAAUUUGAUUUGUAUAAUGACACUUACAACAUCAAAAAGAAAAGGUUAAAAAAAAUCUCCUUUUAUUUUUACAACAGUUCAUACAGGUGGUUUUGGCUGGACUUUAAAAGAGCAUCCUUUCUUAGGUGGGGUUCCAUCACAAUUACUGUGCAAAUAGCUGAAGUAGAGGUCAUGAAAAUGCUGUUACUUCAUUUCCUUCGUUAUCAUAUGGAAAUAUGCAAAAAUUCUUCCCUGGAAAUUAAAAUAUUUACAUUGCUCCUUUUGCAGAAUUUGCUUGCAAGAGGAUUACUGUUUACUAGUCUUGCCAAAAUAUUUGAGGUGCAAUCUGAAAAUUUCUAGCUGGCAGCACAGACUUAAGCAAUGGUCAUUCCUUAGGCCAGAAGGUUCAGAUGUUAAAAUACAGGAUAUUGAAAUGCCUGAUUUCCACUGAUGGAAGAGGCAGCUCGGUGCCUGAGUGUCUUAACAGCGUGUCUGAGAGCACAAACCUGCAGGACUGAAGUCAGUGGGAGCAGCACCAAGGAAUUCAAUGGAAAAGGCUCAAACUU